Fusarium sp. VM40 is the source of this 804-nucleotide messenger RNA. NCBI's taxonomy places the organism in Eukaryota, Fungi, Ascomycota, Sordariomycetes, Hypocreales, Nectriaceae. The record is from the annotation of a GenBank genome assembly.
AUGGACAAUCAACCGCAAAAUGAUGCGAACAGGAUCACAAACCGGGUCCAAGACCGAGGCAGAACCUUGGCGAGACACCCUCAUUACUAUCUGGGAAUGCAGCCAGGACUACCUAGAGAUGCUGGCAACGACAAUCAGCAUACUCCUAACAACCCCUCUGGUCCCGAUCGACGCCACGGCACCGGUGACCAUCCUGGCCCAAUUCCAUACCCUGACCCAGUCCAAAUCGACACAUCCCAGGAGUUCAUUACAUCACCUUUCCCGCCGUUGACAUAUCGCAAAUUCACGGUCCAUAAAACAAUUUCAAGCGCCGAGUGGGUUUCAGCAAACACAGAUAUUAUCUAUGAAAUGAGACAGCGCGAUCGCCAAGAUGUAGCCUUCCGAGAGAGAGUCAGACAUCGCAUCUCACCCGAUCUAUGGCCAAUCAUCCCACUGGUAGUUCGGCCUUUUGCAUACGAGUGGCUCACUGAAUCUCAACGGGCCACCCUGGGUAUGCCUCCUCCCGGGUUUCAAACACAGAUAACCAUUGUCGAAGAACAUGAGAUACCUCCACACCCUAAUGAGGCAUGUUACCGCGCCCUUGAGAGGGAAAUCAGCAACUUACCCAAACAUUGUGCUUACUUAGCCGCGUUGAUGAAGUUUGAACUUAACGAUAUGUUCACUCGUCAUCUGCAUUGGAUAAGGAGGCUCAAGAACGCUCAGAAGUGGCUUAACCAGCAAAUAGACCAGACACGCCAGAGCACGCUUGCGACGUGGAUUAAUUCGUGGACUGGCCGAGAUGAUGGCAUGCGCCCUCCACUCUAG